CCGGUCAGACACAUGCUGACGUAGGAUACCAUUAGGGGAUUCUAGUGCAGAUAAAGUCUGCCUUACUCAUGAGCGGAUCAUUCGUCAAUGAGGAGAGAGUUGACGAUGGUAGAUUAACACGUGCACGAUCAAGUAGGAUCCCGUAUGUGUUCAGGACCCUAGACGAGGGAGAAGAAAGACGGCUUCGUGCCGAACGCAGAGCCCGUGCUUUCGCAGCAUCAAGAGAAGCAGCAAACCUUGCAGCUAGGGAACAGGCUGCAGCAGCAGCCAGGGCAGCAGCCAUGACUUCUUCAGCAGCAUCCUCCGCUGCAACUUCUGCUGCGUUCUCGUCUGGACCCCAGUUUGGAAUGCCAACAGGGUCCACGGGCACUUCCAGGUCAACAGGUUCUAGACAAUCUACAAGUCAAAUGGCGGGCUCGCAGUACAGCCCAUUGACUCCUCGCGAAAGGGAGAUGAGAGAGCUCCAACAGGUCGAAAGGAUCCGUCCACAGUUAGAGAAGGAUCUGAAAGAGGCUAUCGAUAGAGAAAAAGAGAUAAAGAAUAGAACAGCCAGGCUUGAAACGUUAGAGUCUGACAAGGCUGACUUGGAGGGCUUAGACGAUUCAGGAAUGAAUGAGCCCAUGAAAGUGUUGAGGAACAACAUGUUGUCGCUGCAUGCGCAUGUGGACAGCAAAUUGGACUUCAUGCAGAGCACUUUGGACCAGAUCCUGGACAUCCUAACAAGGCCAGGAUUUAGGCCACCAGCACAAUCGCCGUUGCCGUUAUCGGCGAUGUCAGGUCCUUUUCCAGUUCAAGCUGGUUCACAACCAAGUGGUACAUCUGCAGCUGACGCACAGACUAUUGCAUCUUCUUCUUCGGGUCCAGUGGUGAUUGCUGCAUCACCACAACAACCUGUUCAGUCAACUGGACAGCCGCAAGGUCAAUGGUAUCCCAAGACCCCAAUGAAACCACCUCUUGCCUUCUCAGGCGAGAGAAAGGACGAGGAACUCAACACAUGGUUGAGGACGGUCCCGGUUUGGGUGAAGGCCAAAAGGACCUUGCCAGAGGAUGAGGUGGUGACUGCGGCAUCUUACCUAGAGGGUAAAGCAGCCAAGUGGCUAGAUAGUGUAGUUGUGAAGGUCGGGUACGGGCAACGCAUGGUGGAUUGGGCUAAGUCUUUGACCUUAGACCAAUUCAUGGAGAUGGUAGAAGCUCGAUGGCAUAACCCACAGGAGGCUCAAAAGGCCACUGAUGCCAUUAAUAAACUUGAUUACCGUGGAGGGCCUGAUCCUCGUCCCGAGCAUCAACUACAGUGACCAGUUCCUGUUAACAACUUUUGUUAGAUGUCUUCCAGAGAACAUCAGGAACUUACUGGCCAGUGAGGCACGCACCGAGUACCACUCGUUUGAGACAUUGCCUAGAAAGGCCUUAGACUUAGAGGCAACACUAG
This is a messenger RNA of Chara braunii, 1429 nucleotides long. The record is from the annotation of a GenBank genome assembly. NCBI's taxonomy places the organism in Eukaryota, Viridiplantae, Streptophyta, Charophyceae, Charales, Characeae.